AUGAGGCUCUACACAAAGCUGAUACGUUUCAGUUCAGUGUGUAAUAUUGUGUUUUCGAUUACAAGGUCGCUGAUUGGACAGGUAGGUCGAGUGUUUUUACAGAGGAAAUGCUCUAAUUGUAAGCAGAUUGUAUUGGAACUUGACAUAAAUUUAAGCUUGAAUUUUUUAACGCAAAAUAUGGCGAUAUUGUCCGUUUUUGCUGACAUUUAGAACUAUUGUAAACUUGAACGAAAAUCAAGGAAUAAUUUUACAAAAUAACCCUUUGCUGAUAUCCCGUUUCCAGCGCCCAAUCUCCACUGCCAAUUAUUUCUUCUACUUCACAGUCAGCCCUCUCUUCCUGCAUUGCUCACAAACCCUUCAACAAAUCUUAAUUUACAUCACUUAUAUCGUUGUUUUCUUCCAUGGCGGAAUCCCGGCUGUCCAAUUUUAUUAUCGCUACAAGACUCUGAAAGAUGUCAAUGUAACGAAGACACAGAUUGAAGUCGCUUAUUUUGCAAUGUUUGCAUUUUGGGUUGUCCAUUCCCUGACCUUUUACUUUCUCUUCGAGGAGAAUCCGGAGAUUUAUAUUGACGAUAUUUUUGGAGGGAUUAAAGGGUGCACUCAGGAAUUGCCUACAUUUACGGUAAUCUACAAGGUAUGUUUGUCUGGCCUUCUAAUGGCGCUUCCCGUUUAGGACGCCAUUGCCAACCAAGUACACAACAUUCUCGGUCAUGUCGGCUUGUCUCUAAUUUCGUUUAUUAUGAUCUACUACGCUCUCAAAACAUGGCGCGUCUACAAUCAACAUGCCCGACAGAUGACAAAGAAGAAGUUGAAGAUGAACAGAAGUGUCAACUUGUUAUUUUUGCUACAGGUAAACCUCCAUUUCCCACGUUACAUAUCGUAAUUUCAAUUGUGAAUUUUCUGACUUUGCAAUUAUUUUUACAGGCCGUUCCGCCAUUUGUUUUUAUGCUCCUACCUAAUCUUUUGUUCGCCACAUCGUUAUUACCGCCUCGUUUGAUGAGUUAUACAACAGUUGCGAUUGGGUUUGGUCCCGCAAUAACUCCGUUGUUUGAUGCGUUGAGUGUCCUUCUCAUCCUUCCAUCCUUUCGACGACAUCUUUUUAGCAUCAUCUUGACACCAAAAUCAGGCCCGAGAUCUCAAACAUUGUUUACUGUGCAUUCAGUUACAUAAUAAUGAUUUUAAUUUUACGUGCUACAGAAGUGCUGCAGGUUCCAUAUUUCAAACAGAAGAAACGUUUAUAAAACCUAGCAAAAAAACAAAGCUCAUUGUCGGCGGAUCCAAAUAAAUUGCUUUAGUCUUGAAACACAAGUCUUGGGCUUCGGAAAAAUCAAAACGUAAUUUUUUCGAAAAAAACGUUUUUCUACAGAAAAAAUUCUUUAGUCCCGAAGCGAAGACAUUCCUUACUUCCGCGUACUUAUGUAAAAGCUGCUCUAAUACAUCUAUAACAGUUCUAAAAAUCCGUUCCAACUACUUUGACAGUUAUGUAAACAUUUGGGUGCUUUGUCAUUGUAUUCAGCGGUCUAUCUCAGCAUUUGAGUACAAAUAUAUUCAUCACAAAAAAUCCACACUACGUCACGUCAACUUCAAGUAUGUUUUUAGAAAAUUCUGAUGCGAUGAAAUAUCUUCUAUCGAAGUCCGCCAGCCCGAUAACAAAAAUCCCGGAAUAGUUGAAAUUCCACGAAAACCGAUGACGCUUGUUAUCAGCACAUCAAGGGCCUUUCUACUGGCCAAUUUCAUAAAGUUUGGUGAUGGUCGUUUACAAUGUUCUACAUUGUGGAAGCUUCAGUUUGUAAAAAAGUCUUGUUGAAAGUGCAAUAUCACCUGCCAAUUAUAAGCAUAAUAGAAGUACCGUACAUCCGUUAUCCUCAUAUAUAAUAGAUUUUCUUAGAAUUAUUAAAAAUAUAAGGAUGGUGACAUACAAAUCAAAUCGGGUUUUGUGGCCAGAAACCGCCAUUUCUUGUCUGUUAGGCCUCUAGACAAGAAUUCCCAACUUCUUGUCUGGAAUUUUUGACCUUCAGACAGGAAUCGAAGAUUCUUGUCUGAGGUCAGACAAGAAUUACGUAAAAAUUGUCUAUAAUUUAGCAAUUUCAGUUCCCAGACAAGAACUUCAGUUUUCUUGUCUGAGGAACAGACAAAAAAAUUGUCUGAACCCCCAAAAAUCAAAAAAAAAAAAAAUUGAAACCCCCAAAAACCAAAGAAAAAAUACGAGUAUCCGGCUUUUAAUCAGAAGAAUCCAUCAUUUCCUAGUUUCGGAUUGUGAUGAGGGUAGUUGACAUUGAAUCCAGCUCGAUUUCUUCAUGUUCACUUCAGUUGUUGGGAAGUUGAGUCCGUCAUGGUCCGUAACUACAGCGUCGAACCUGUUCCUCGUGCGUUGAACGUCCUAGACUCGAUUAGGAAUGCAAAAUGUUCUUCUGCUGUGUUUGCCCAAAGUGGAAGUAAAGGUUGAUGGAAACCUCGCAAGUGAUGGUUCCAUCGAAAUUUUAGACCUCAAACGAAUGACCGAGCUCUGAUUGCGCAAAAUUCCGACCCGGGUUGACCUGUAACAGAUCCAUUUCUAUGCAGAAGUUCAGAUGUUGGGAAAUUUUUUCGAUCUUUUUGUUACCUUGUAAGUUAUUUAUUGUGUUAUUCAUGUGUUUAGAAACCGAAUUGUUUGGAAAGAAGGAAAAAGAAGCCUUUGGACAUUCCGAUGGAUCCACGGGUUUUCGAAUUGUUCAAUUGUCGGCGUUCACCUCUUCAAGCGAGAUUCAAAGCGUCGGAGUUCUGUAACGGUGUAGCCUCUUGUCAAUCUCUAGUCAACAGUGUGUUCGCCUUCCCCGGCACGGCCAUCAACAGGUUCAGGAAGCUAAAAUUCGAAAAGAAACCUAAGAAGAGGAAAGAGAUGCUGAUGAAACGAAUUCUUCUGCAAGCAUCACUCGGGAUUUCUCCAAUCUGCAUUCUCUUGUAA
Messenger RNA from Bursaphelenchus xylophilus (pine wood nematode), 2944 nucleotides. NCBI's taxonomy places the organism in Eukaryota, Metazoa, Nematoda, Chromadorea, Rhabditida, Aphelenchoididae. The record is from the annotation of a GenBank genome assembly.